Molecule: messenger RNA, 2506 nt
Organism: Daucus carota subsp. sativus
Lineage: Eukaryota; Viridiplantae; Streptophyta; Magnoliopsida; Apiales; Apiaceae
Product: transcription initiation factor TFIID subunit 5
Exons: 20
Coding region: 235-2229 (664 amino acids)
Biological process (GO): transcription initiation at RNA polymerase II promoter
Cellular component (GO): transcription factor TFIID complex
Molecular function (GO): protein binding; RNA polymerase II general transcription initiation factor activity
Source: RefSeq, a predicted model, not a curated record
ACUGUAUUAAAUAGUGCUCAAGAAUUAAGAAUACUUUGAUAUUGAUAUUGAUCGCUGGACUACCCAGCAAACGAAGUUCUUCGAGUCCGGACCUAAUUCAAAUUACAAAAAACUCACUUGUGUUUUGUGCUGUUGCUGAAGAAAUUAAAUCAAGCGUUUUUCAAUUUCUCCCCACUUAUCUACCCCUCGUCGCGCUCUUAAAUCUUCACUCCAAUAAUUCUACAUUCUCUCAGGAUGGACGAAGAGGAAAUUGAGAAAGUCGUGUUGGCGUAUUUAAAAAAGAAGGGGUUAAAGCAGACCGAGCUUGCGUUUCAAGAGGAACAGCAACAAGUCAAAAACAAUGCUGACCCUGAUGUUUCCAAACAAGUUAUUUCGCUCACAGAGCCCGACAAUGUUCCUGAACAGUAUGAAGAUGGAUACUGCAAGCUAAGGGCAUGGACUUAUAGUUCGUUGGAUCUAUAUAAGCAUGAGUUGCUUCGUAUCCUGUAUCCUGUUUUUGUCCAUUGCUUCAUGGAUCUUGUGGCGAAGGGUCAUAUUCAAGAAGCUCGGGCCUUCUUUAAUAAAUUCCGCGAGGAUCAUGAAAUGAUGCAUCUACGUGACCUCCAAAAGUUGGAAGGCGUUCUGUCACCUUCUCAUCUGGAGGAGAUGGAAUUUGCUCAUUCUUUGAGGCAGAGUAAAGUGAACAUAAAGAUAUGUCAGUACUCUUACGAUCUGAUGAUGCAAUAUCUACACAAGUCACAAUCCAUUACUAUGCUUGGAAUUAUAAAUGAGCAUAUCAACUUCCAAGUAUCUCCUGGACAGCCAAUCUCGCUAUCUGAUGAUACUGAAGUUGUCACGCUAGUUGGAAGUGGCCAAGAUACUGCUAAUCUAAUAAACCAGAAAGAAAUACAUUGGGGUUUGCUUGAGGAUUCUGUAGAAGAACGAUUGGAAAAGACUCUGCUUUCUGAUACAGAAAAGGCAGAAGGAGAAACAAAAGAAGGGGAAUCCGAAGAGAAUAAGAAAAGGUCAAUUGAGGGAGGAAAGCAAGGUACAUCUCUUAAAAAACUGAAAAAAGACAAAGUCGUCAGUGCAGCAGCAAAAGCUGCCAAGACUGAGGGAAAUGUGUCUGCCGCUCCACGUGUCAAACCAGAGCUUUCUUUGCCAGUGAUACCAACAGAGGUGGAAUAUUCUAUUCUUGAUGACCUAAGGAAUCGUGUACAGUUGAGCAAUGUAGCCUUGCCUUCAGUCAGUUUCUAUACAUUUCUCAACACUCAUAACGGGUUGAACUGUUCAGCAAUAUCACAUGAUGGAUCAUUGCUUGCUGGCGGAUUUUCAGAUUCGUCACUGAAGGUGUGGGACAUGGCACUUCUUGGGCAGCAAACUGACAAUUCUAUUUUGCCAGAGGAAAACGAGUCAGCUCGUAGUGCGGCUGGAACAAAUUCUGGGAAAAGAUCGUAUACACUAUAUCGGGGUCAUUCCGGUCCCGUAUAUUCUGCUGCAUUUAGUCCUUUUGGGGAUUUCCUCCUGUCAUCUUCAUCAGAUUCAACAAUUCGGUUGUGGAGCACCAAGUUAAAUGCAAAUCUUGUUUGCUACAAGGGUCAUAAUUACCCAGUAUGGGAUGUCAAGUUUAGUCCUGCAGGACAUUAUUUUGCUAGUGCCUCGCAUGAUCGAACUGCAAGAAUUUGGUCAAUGGACAGAAUACAGCCUCUUAGAAUCAUGGCAGGGCACUUGUCUGAUGUUGAUUGUGUGCAAUGGCAUGCGAAUUGCAACUACAUUGCAACCGGAUCAAGCGAUAAGACUGUUCGCUUAUGGGAUGUACAGAAUGGAGAGUGUGUCAGGAUUUUCAUUGGCCAUAGGAGUAUGAUCUUAUCUUUGGCAAUGUCACCUGAUGGUCGAUAUAUGGCAUCUGGGGAUGAAGAUGGAACCAUUAUGAUGUGGGAUUUGUCUAGCGGUCGUUGUGUUACUCCAUUAGUCGGUCAUUCUACCUGUGUAUGGACACUUGAUUACAGUUGUGAGGGUUCACUUCUUGCAUCCGGUUCUGCUGAUUGCACUGUAAAACUCUGGGAUGUGACGUCGAGUACAGCAAGGGUGCCAAAAUCAGAAGAGAACAAAACCGGAAGUACUACAAACAGGCUUAGAUCCCUCAAGACCCUGCCUACGAAAUCUACACCAGUCCAUGCAUUGAAGUUUUCUCGAAGAAAUCUCCUCUUUGCUGCUGGACCUAUAUCUGCAAAUGGGUCAACUUAUUGAUCUAGUUGAGACGUGAAGUACCUGCAAAUUUUCGGAUAUGAAUGGUUUCUGUUUGGGAUAUGGCAACUCUAUAGUGGUAUCUAGACUUGCAAAACUCUGAAGAAUAUCUGUUAAUGUACAUGGAUUUAGGCGAUGUCAAACAGGUCGCUGGAUUUGUAUCUGGUUGUCCUAAAUCUGUAUCCAUUUAAUUUUAUUGGAUUCCGAUUCGGGAAAUUGUAGAUAUCUUCAAGUUUAAGUUAAAUUUAUUUAUUGAAAAUGUUGGAGAUGUUCUUAUGUA